Molecule: messenger RNA, 3600 nt
Organism: Mandrillus leucophaeus (drill)
Lineage: Eukaryota; Metazoa; Chordata; Mammalia; Primates; Cercopithecidae
Gene: ENGASE
Product: endo-beta-N-acetylglucosaminidase
Exons: 11
Coding region: 1-1857 (618 amino acids)
Biological process (GO): protein deglycosylation
Cellular component (GO): cytoplasm
Molecular function (GO): mannosyl-glycoprotein endo-beta-N-acetylglucosaminidase activity
Source: RefSeq, a predicted model, not a curated record
AUGAGCUGCUGUAGCCAGCCCUGUUCUGGUUCUUUCCCCAGGUUCAUUCAGGGCUCGGUGGUGCAGACUCCCUAUGCUUUCUACCACUGGCAGUGCAUCGACGUCUUUGUGUACUUCAGCCACCACACCGUCACCAUCCCUCCGGUGGGCUGGACCAACGCUGCCCACAGGCAUGGGGUCUGUGUGCUGGGGACUUUCAUCACGGAGUGGAACGAAGGGGGAAGGCUCUGUGAAGCCUUCCUGGCCGGGGACGAGCGCUCGUACCAGGCAGUGGCUGACAGGCUGGUCCAGAUCGCGCAGUUUUUUCGUUUCGAUGGCUGGCUGAUCAACAUCGAGAACUCUCUGAGUCUGGCUGCCGUGGGGAACACGCCUCUUUUCCUGCGGUACCUGACCACACAGCUGCACCGACAGGUCCCGGGGGGCCUGGUGCUCUGGUAUGACAGUGUGGUGCAGAGUGGGCAGCUCAAAUGGCAAGACGAACUCAACCAGCACAACAGGGUCUUCUUUGAUUCCUGCGACGGCUUCUUCACCAACUAUAACUGGCGGGAGGAGCACUUGGAGCGGAUGCUGGGGCAGGCUGGGGAGCGCCGGGCUGACGUGUAUGUGGGCGUGGACGUGUUUGCUCGGGGGAACGUGGUCGGAGGCCGAUUCGACACAGACAAGUCGUUGGAGCUGAUCCGAAAGCAUGGGUUUUCCGUGGCUCUGUUUGCCCCCGGCUGGGUGUACGAGUGUCUGGAGAAGAAGGAUUUCUUCCAGAACCAGGACAAGUUCUGGGGCCGGCUGGAGCGCUAUCUGCCCACACAUAGCAUCUGCUCCUUGCCGUUCGUCACGUCCUUCUGCCUGGGCAUGGGUGCACGGAGGGUCUGCUAUGGCCAGGAGGAGGCGGUGGGGCCCUGGUACCACCUGAGUGCCCAGGAGAUCCAGCCCUUGUUUGGAGAACACAGGCUGGGAGGGGAUGGCCGGGGCUGGGUGAGGACGCACUGCUGCCUGGAGGAUGCCUGGCACGGAGGCAGCUCCCUGCUCGUCCGGGGUGUGAUCCCACCGGAGGUUGGAAAUGUGGCCGUGAGGUUAUUUUCCCUGCAGGCCCCAGUGCCACCCAAGAUUUUCCUGUCCAUGGUGUAUAAGCUUGAGGGGCCCACGGACGUCACGGUUGCUUUAGAGCUAACCACAGGGGAUGCCAGCAGCUGCCACAUCGGUGGCAUCUCAGUGUUGAACGCAGAAACAAGCUCAAGACACAGCCUCCGACCCCUCCGGGUGCCCCCUACGAAGCUGGCCAGAUGGGUGGGCCGCUGCGGCCGGCAGCUGAGCAGGGGCUGGGUCCAGCACUGCUACGAGGUGAGCCUGCGUGGGUGCCUGCUGCUAGACCUCCUCGUUUGCUUCUCACGGCCGCCAGGUAGUCGGGAGGAGGAGAGCUUCACCUGUCGGCUUGGAGAGAUCCAGGUGGUGGACGCUGCCAGCCUGCUGGCCCCUCUGCCCCAGGUGGAGACUGUCACCAUCUCUCAGGUCCGCUGGCAGCCGGCCGCCUCUGAGCGGGAGGGGCCCCCUGCUCUGCUCCAGCUCAGCUGCACCCUGCACUGGUCCUUCCUCCUCUCACAAGUUCGUUGCUUCCGAAUCCACUACUGGGGAGGGACGAGUGAUGACUCUCCGGGCAGGGAGCUGCCGAGGCCAGAGAUGCCCACGUUCCUGGGGUUGGCUUUUGCCACCCAGUACCGGAUAGUGGACCUGCUGGUGGAAGCCGCCGGGCCCGGUCAGGAUCGUCGCGUGGAGUUUCUGGUGGAGCCUGUCCCGAAGGAAGGGUUCCGGGUACCUCAGGCCGAGUGGGGCAGGGCGGCUCUGCUUUAUUCAGGCCCCGCAUGAGUGGAUGCUAAAGCCAGGUGGUCUCCUGGCCUCCGGCUGAGGCCUCUUCCCGGCUCUCUGCUCCUGGCCUGCGCUGGACUUGCUACGUGCCGGCAGUGGCGGCGAGACCCCGGUCCCGGGGCUGGGGAAAGACCCCUGGCUGAAUGCUGUGGUUUUCUGGCCGGGGGCGGUGGAAACAGGAAACCAAGCAGUGGGAUCGCAGUGUUGGUUACUACGAGGCGAGUGGCGGGCCCUCUGUUUCUGCCUUGUCUCUCCCCACGGUACAUGGUUCCCAGGUGAAAAUGAAAGGAGGGGAAGAAGUUGAGAAAAUUCUAUAAAGAGUAUUUCCUAAUAGGCUGCAAGACGCUGAUGCUGAGAAUGACAUUUUCUUUCCUGCAGAUGAAACUAUUAGAAAGGCUCUUAGAUUGUGGCAGGUAGGCUUUGGAGCAGGCCCCAAGACGUUUCUGAGGAUGCGGACGAGCUACAGCCGCUCCUGGGGUGGGGCUGCCUGCGGGAUGGCGGGAGAGGAUGCCCCGGAGAACCCUCCUCGUGGUGGGAGAGGCCCUUUUCCCUGAGGAUUGGGCAUUCCGGGCCAGCCGGCGCCGGCUUCGUGCCUCCACGUGGCCAGCCCCAGCUGCUGCGUGUUUCCUGGUGUUGGCAAUUUACCGCGCUGCUGCCUGUGAGGUCAUCUCCGGAGCGUUUUCAGCAGCCCCUGGCUCUGCUACGCUGCUUCCGGGCUGUGGGCUGCAGGGAAGUGGCUCUGGGGCAGUCUGCACUGUGGCCCUGCCUCUGCCCAGCAAGAGGCUGUGGGCUCUGGACAAGCUGCCCUUCAGGCUCGGGUAGCGGGUCAGUCCAGGCAGGAAGCAGCACCUGCCCCCCACGCCAGCCCAGCCCCAGCCUGCAUGCAGGAGCUGCAGGACCCGUGGGGGCUUUUCCAGCUACUUGGUUCCUUCACGUCCUCCCUUCUCAGCCUCGUCCAAGCACCGGGGAGACCUCCAGGCUUACCCCUUGAGCAGGAGUCAGCACAGGUGCGUGGGGGAUUGAGGGAGGCAGGGUCUUCACCACAGGCCCCUUCUUCUGUCCUUCCUGCUCUUUCUUCUUGUCGCCGCCUCCCCUCUGCCCAGGCCUCUGCAGCUGCACAGCCCCUGUUACACCUGGGCCGCCUGGGAGGCUUCCUGGUGUGGUGUCUGGACCCCACGGCCUUGGGUCAUACUGCGGCUGGUCUAGGUGGGGUCUGUUGUGGUCCUUCCACGGUGUCAAUGGCCUGAAGUCCCUUGCUUUUGGGAGGUCUCUCACCCCCAGGCCACAUAGGGCCAGUGGUGGGGGUUCCCUUGGUGUUGGGCAGCGCUGAGGGCUGGGAUACUCUGUGACCCCAGCUGGAGCCCACACCUAAGGGCUGGCAUCCACAUCAUUUCACCCUGCAGUGAGGGAAGAGGCCACCAGGUGGCAGCACAGCCACACCCGUUCCCAUGUCCGGAGGAGGGCAAGGCUGGGUGCUCAGCAGCCGCUCUGAGCCGGGGCUCCUUCCAGGGGCUGAAAUCCACCUUUCUCCAUCUUCCCUGCCUGCCUGGGUACUUGUGCCAAGUAGAGAGUCCUGGGAUUAGGGUUCUAUGCUCUUGCCUAAUUAGGAACAUUCUUCCCUGUCUCACGUGAGUUUGCCAAGGAUAUGGGGCAGGAGGCGUCCUCUGCUGACCCCCCUGCAGCCUGGAGCCACCCCGGGGACUGUCCUGGGUGGAGGGCAGGUGAACACAAGCUGCUGCCGCG